UCCGAGCUAGCUGCGCUGAUUAUGAGAUGUAAAGUAAUUUUCGCCAUUUUGUGAAUUCUGGCUCCAGUGGGAAGGUAUACUCGAAAGCCCUGUUCUGUCGGUGGAGGAAAAUUGGCGCAUUGUGAAUUCACAUAUUUCAAAUUUCAGAUUUUAUUGAAGUUACCUUUGAAGUUUGGCAGCGAAAGGGGGUCACCAAAGUGGCGAGAAAGAGGCAAACGUGAACCGGUUCGUUGGGUGUUGGUCGUCGUCUUUUCUGAACGUCACUGUUGCAUUGAUUGUGUGUGCACGAGGUACAUUCAUUAUGGACUGACAUCUGUGGACAAAAGUAGGAAGUUCGUCGUGAGUUCGGCCGGUAAAAAGGCCCCUGAAACGCCACUUUGUUGGCGUUUAAGAUUGUUCCCAAUUUUUCUAGGGUUGUUUCCAACUCUUCGCUGAGAAGCCAAGGGCUUCUUCGGCGGAGGUUUGGGCCGAAUUUUGCAGUCAAGAUUGCGAACCGCAACGUGAACAGCGACAAAAUGGCUAUGAGCCGUGCACGUGUGUAUGCCGAUGUCAAUACACACAGACCAAGGGACUAUUGGGACUACGAAUCCCAUGUUGUCGAGUGGGGGCAACAAGAUGACUACCAGAUAGUCCGCAAGCUUGGUCGUGGCAAGUACAGCGAGGUAUUCGAGGCGAUGAAUGUCAUCAACAAUGAGAAGUGUGUGAUCAAGAUUCUCAAGCCCGUCAAGAAGAAGAAAAUCAAGAGAGAGAUCAAAAUUCUGGAGAAUCUCAGAGGAGGGCCUAAUAUUAUCAACCUACAGGCAAUUGUCAAAGAUCCUGUGUCACGCACACCUGCACUUAUAUUUGAGUAUGUCAACAACACAGACUUCAAGCAACUGUACCAAACUUUAACAGAUUAUGAAAUCAGAUACUACCUUUUUGAACUACUGAAGGCUCUCGAUUACAGUCACAGUAUGGGGAUCAUGCAUCGAGAUGUCAAACCCCACAAUGUCAUGAUUGACCAUGAAAACAGAAAGCUUCGCCUAAUUGAUUGGGGUUUAGCCGAGUUCUACCAUCCUGGACAGGAGUACAAUGUCAGAGUGGCAUCUAGAUAUUUCAAGGGGCCAGAAUUGCUUGUGGAUUACCAGCUCUAUGACUACUCGUUAGACAUGUGGAGCCUUGGCUGCAUGCUGGCCAGCAUGAUAUUCCGCAAGGAGCCUUUCUUCCAUGGCCAUGACAACUACGACCAGCUGGUGCGAAUUGCCAAGGUGCUGGGCACAGAUGAACUCUACGAGUACUUGGACAAAUAUCAAAUUGAGCUGGACCCAAGAUUCAAUGAUAUCCUUGGAAGGCAUUCACGGAAGCGAUGGGAACGGUUUGUGCACAGCGAGAACCAGCAUCUUGUGAGUCAGGAGGCACUGGACUUCCUAGACAAGCUGCUACGAUACGACCACCAGGACCGUCUGACUGCCCGGGAAGCCAUGGAUCACCCCUACUUCUAUCCUGUUGUGAAGGAACAGAACAGAUCUUUACCAGCCAUGAUGAAUGUACCAGUGUCCACGUCCAUCAUCUCAACAGCUGCUCCAACUAGUACAUAUGCCACCAACACAUCUUCGCGAACAAUGACAGCGAUGCCCACUGGAUCGCCCAUAAUAUCAGCACCGACAGCCCAACCCAUCCAGCCGAUCCAGAACGCCAGCCCCGCGACUGCUGUUGUUCCCUAGUCUGUCAUCGUGUUCGCAGCCACCAACUUCAGAUCUUAAGAACACACCGUAGAUGAUUGUGGGGAUUUGUUCCCUCCCUUUUUCUGUUUCUCAGCAAGUCAUACAAGUUCAACUGAGUGGUUAAACGGGAAAGCACGCGGUAUCGUACCUAUACUCUAUGGUAGUUGUAGAAAAAUGUACGAUUUUUUCUGAAGGGAGACCUGACGAGCAGAGUUUUGCAGACUUUCACCACGCUAUUCACAAAGCACAGAAUUAAUUGCCUCGUGAAACGGGUUUAGGGCAUUUUAUUUCUGUGAGCCUAGUUUCAUGUUGCAGAGGAAACCAUUAGUUAACCGUAUCCAGGAGUCUGCCAAAGUUUUGAUUUGCUGUAUUGGUAUGUCUGGUUGCUAUGUUUUUUGCUUGGGGAAAAAUUUCACAGCUAGAGACUUGCAGCUCUGUUUCCAUCAAAUGUUUACAAAUACAGUUGGUUUUUUUUCUUUUUUGCUUCUGCAAAUGAGUUUUCAUUUGUCAGCAAACAGGUUCAAGCUGUCUCUCUAAAAAGUGACUGUAGUGUUGCUAUCCUUAAUGGUAAUUUGAAAUUUGAUGCCUGAUUCUUUGACCACAAUAACCAGUUUCCCAUUACUGUUGUACAUUCUGAAACUUGCACAAGUUAAGCCAAUUUUGUUGGUCUUCUAAAGCCCAUGUUCAUCUUGGAGAGUGUACUUUGAGAACAAAAUGCAGACACCAAUAUGUACCGGUACUCUUUGGUUUACCCUGCAAACGGAACAGUUUCAGUUUUUUUAAUGAUCUUGUUCUUUUUGCAUUGUUUUGUCACCAUUUUUAUGGCCCAUUUUGAUUCUUCUGCCCAGUUCAGAGUGUUGAGAGGUUAAAGUCUACUUUUUUUCCACCCAGAUGUACAAUAUGUUGCAUUCGCUUUCCUGAUCAGAGUUAAUUUACAACAAUUUGAUAUCCAAGAAUUGAGGCUAGUGAUCAUGACAAAAUAUUUCAGAAUCCCCAUUUUUUCCAAAUAACGUACAUGUAGGUACAUUUCAUUGUGUGGUACUGUUUGUAUUCGUUACUUGCGGAUAAUAUUUAAAAAGGACACUAACACGGAGGCAAAAGGACUAAAAGACUUCACAGAAAUUAGUUAAUAAAUACAACCAGAGUCGCUUUAUUUGUAACCUUGUUUUGAUUUGAAACGUCACUUGCGACUUUCGUUAAUAUACCCAAAUCUGCAUCUUUGCUUUUGUGAGGCAAGGAAAUAUAUGGAGUUUACCACAGUUGUGUAAGUUUAAAGUGAAACAUCUAAUUGGUGGAGAAAAAUAACACCAGUUUGUAAAUCAGAACUAAAGUUUGUAACUUAAGUAAAAUAAUCCCAAUAACCUGAAUAGAGAUAGACUAGAAGAAGUAGAGUUUUAACAGUACAAUAGUUUUCCAGUAUUCAGGUGAGAUGAGUUGGCGUUGUUUAGAUUUGACACAUGCUCCUCUAGAAAAGGGAGGCUUCGUCUGUUUCAACUGUUAUUUCAUCCGCAGAUUGUCCCAGUCACAUUUUGGGUGAGCUGCCAGAAGUUUCAAUGUAUUCUGAGGUGCCUGUUUUUUGAGCAUGCAGGUACUGAUUGAAGUGACAACAGCUCUGCCCCAACGCUGCCGCAUGCAUCGUCAGCCAUACAUGUAGGUCAGAGCCUGCUCAGUAAACCAUAAGUGCUCUCGGGCACUCGGGUAAAGAGGAUGGUGAGAAGGGGGAGGGGUGGUGUGAGUAAAACUGCCUGCCAAAACAGGGGUGGAUAAACGGGAGUUGCCUUGCACCUACUUCCACAGCAUGCUAGCUUUGCUGUAAAUAAACAUGCUACAAUACGUGUUAAUGGACACUGGUCGCUGAUGACCUGGAAUCGUUUCUGUCAAAGCCCAUGCCACUGUAAUAGUCAGGUGCCUGGCUGGCUACAUGUAGAUAAAUUCCACUCCUCACAGGUAAUAUUCUUACUUUUUGACGGGUGGUUGGUUUGGUAUUUCUCUAUCAGCCUUUUGGUGGCUGGCCUGUCCGUUGGAUUUGUGUUGAGGAAAAAACAAAUGUAAAAUUGAUCCGAGUACCUGGGUACCAAGGGGAAGUACAACAUGUUCAAAGUUUAUUGAUUUGUAUGAGAUUAAGACAACACUGUGUGUAAUGAGCACACUUAUUACUGGCACUGGAAAUCAGUAUUUGUACUCGGUAAAGUCAGUCAAUUUGUGUUUGAUGUAAUGCGGGCUUUAUUUAACACUUGGGCCUAUUUUGCAAUUUGAAGAAGAUAAAGAAUAAAGUGCAUCUUCGAUGAUGUUGCGCUUGAAUCACUUAAA
Messenger RNA from Acanthaster planci (crown-of-thorns starfish), 4013 nucleotides. Its product is annotated as casein kinase II subunit alpha. The record is from RefSeq and is a predicted model, not a curated record. Gene Ontology annotation, cellular component: nucleus; protein kinase CK2 complex; cytosol. Gene Ontology annotation, biological process: peptidyl-threonine phosphorylation; peptidyl-serine phosphorylation; regulation of cell cycle. Gene Ontology annotation, molecular function: ATP binding; protein serine/threonine kinase activity. Lineage: Eukaryota; Metazoa; Echinodermata; Asteroidea; Valvatida; Acanthasteridae.